This is a messenger RNA of Cheilinus undulatus (humphead wrasse), 2141 nucleotides long. It is a transcript of the gene ccdc78, whose product is annotated as coiled-coil domain containing 78. Lineage: Eukaryota; Metazoa; Chordata; Actinopteri; Labriformes; Labridae. Bases 257 to 1930 code for a protein of 557 amino acids. Gene Ontology annotation, cellular component: cytoplasm. The transcript has 14 exons. The record is from RefSeq and is a predicted model, not a curated record.
UUGGCUGCAGUCACUGCUAUAAGUGAACACAGAAUAGAAACACUCAUUAGAGUUAAGAGCAUGUAUUUUUCUGUUUAUGUCAACAGUUAAUAAAAAAUAAUGUUAUUGAAUUAUGGUAGUCUUCGAGAUUUUGUUGCCCAGCUUGUAUUAGAAACAGCGUUUAAUCCAUUGUUCUCGCUGUGUUGUGGAGCUAUGGUAACUUUGUGUUGGUGGAAACAGCAGGCUAUGUUGAAGAAACAGGUGAGAGCGAACAAAGAUGGAGGCACAGCAAACUCCAAAUGAACCCAAGGAGCGACUGCAAGUUUUGACAGACGAAAAUAUGCAGCUUCGGGACAAAAUUGAACGUCUUUCCACUAAAGUGGGCCACCUGGAGAGCAGACUGGGUUACCUGGCCAACUCCAACACAGACCUCUCCUCCAGGCUGGUCCAAAGUGAAGAAGAUAAACUUAAGAUAUCUAAGGAGCUUGUAGAGGAGAAACUUCAGAUAAACAACAUAAGAGAGAAGUUUGAAGAGGAGAUAUUUGAUCUGAAAAACAAGAUACUCAACCAGGCUGGUGUGAUAACGGAGUUAGAGAUGGAGCGAGAUAAGCUGCUUAUUGAACUCCAGUGUGCCGAGGCUCGUCUGAAAGCUGGAGAGGAGAGCGGUCGAGACCUGACAGAGGAGUACGUCACGCUGAAGAACAACUACCUUGCUCUGUCUGAGGCUCACAAUAAAGAGCUCGCUCAGAGUGAAGAGCUGAGUGCUGAGCUGCUGGCUCUAGCACGGGCACAGGACGCCCUCCGCAGGCAGCUGGAGGAACAGCAGCAGAGUGUGGAGACCACCACUCAAGGCCUGCAUGGAGAGCUGGAUAGGGUGCGGGCCUUAAUCAGCCGCAUGUCACAUACCCGAGUCAAGCUGGAGGACCUGGCAGCUUUGGAUAAGGAGCAAAAAACAAUGGAGAAAACUCUGCUUGGAAACCAAUAUGAGCUCAAAAACAUGCUGGAGAAAAUGAAGAGCAGCUACGAGGAGCAGCAGAGGAAACUGGAGGAGAAAGUGGUAGCAAUGGUUAAAGAGCAGCAGGAGAACAAAAGAGCGAUUCGUAACAGCCAGCAAAAACUGUCUGAGCAGAAUGCGGAACUGAUGUGCUCUCACAGUCAGGUGAAGGAGGUAGAAGAGGAGAACUCCAAGCUGCAGCUUCAAGUCAAAGAGCUGAAUGAGGAAUAUUGUGCGAGACUUGUGUGCUAUCUGCAGGACUUAGCUGAGUACAUUGAUGAUCUUGGAGAGGGUAAAAAACCUGCAGAGGUUACUAAAAUGAGGAUGUUUGUGGACAGCAUGCUGCAGGAUGUUCGUUCAUCUCACAGAGUCAGAGAGGAACAGCUCGCCUCAGCUGCUCGCUCCUAUAAGAAAAGACUUCAGAAGAUGACAAAAAUCCAUCAUGCUUUAAUCGUGUCAUACAGGGUUCAGAGGGAGCAGAUCCUGCUCAAACCAGAGUGUGGUCUUGACCCCGGACCUCCAGAAGCACACUUCAGUCUGGAGGCGGCUGCGCUCAGAGAUGAAACAGAGAAGGAGCUUCAGCAGCUCCGUCAGGACAAGGCGAGGCUGGAGGCUCAGCUGCAGGUGGUCCCGGAGCAGAUGCCUGUCCUCCAACCACCAGUUCAGAUUGAAAGCUGCCAGAACAGGCCUGCAAAACUGCAGCAGAUAUGUGAGGAAUCCUGGUCAGACGUACGGAAACAGCUGAAGCAGGUCACAGACUCCACACUGGUAAGCCUGGAGAAGGAGCGUGCCCUCCUCAUCACCAGAGUGAACGCUGCUGAGGCGCAGGUAUCAGAGCUUCAGGAUUACAUCGACAAACACUUGAGAAGGUAUGAAGAGAAGAUCUCACAUUUCUGCACAGUGCAUGGGAAACAGGAAGCGGGGCUCUCCCAAAGUGCUAAUACAUCUCUUCAUUAGGAGGCUGAAUGCUAAAUCUGAGCCCUGUCUUUUACUGCAUUUUAAUCAAAGGUGACUUUUUUUUCUUCAUCAUACAUUUUGAAUCUUAGAGAGAAAUUUCUAGUCUUAAACUUUAUUAGAGUAAAAGAGAAAGCUUUUAUUGCCAAUUUAUGUGUGUACAAUGUGAUCAGAGAAUGCUUUUAUCCAAAAGUGCAUGCUUUUGUAACUGGUA